Molecule: messenger RNA, 696 nt
Organism: Trichomonas vaginalis G3
Lineage: Eukaryota; Parabasalia; Trichomonadida; Trichomonadidae
Product: protein of unknown function, DUF4106 family
Exons: 1
Coding region: 1-696 (231 amino acids)
Source: RefSeq, a predicted model, not a curated record
AUGGCUGCACAACAACAAGAACUAGAUGAGAAGAACCCAUUCUAUGAGUUAGUUGUCAUUUGUAGUACUUCUGGUCAAUUUGACCAAACCGUCAAUUCGUUCAAAGAUAUUAUAAAGAAGUCUAAGUUAGUAUGUAUAAAGGAUACUGAGUUGUUAGAUUGGAUAAAGAAGUACCAAAGAAGAGUUUUGAAGUAUAAUGCUAUAAAUGAGUAUAUAAAUUCUAAGUUCAAAGACCCAAAUGAGGAAAUGCAGAGAAUAUUAGAGAAGAAACACUUCAGAAACAAACAGAAAGAGAUAGAAUACAUUUCGAAGAAAUUGCAAUCUUACGAUUGGAAGACUUACCCUCAUAGAUGUCUUCUUAUCUUAGAUGACUUUGCUUCUCAUCCUUUGUUAAAGAAUAGAGAACAAGAUAUGUGUCGAAUUCUUAAGAAGCUCAGACACUUUAACAUCUCAGUUGUCAUUUGUGUACAGACAGCAAAGAGUUUAAGUAAGGAUGUUAAAAGAAUACUUACUGACAUUAUACUUUUCCCCGGAUUGUCCGAAGACGAUUUCAUGGAACUUAUGAAAGAGUCCAUGGCAGGUAAGUUUGACAGAUAUGAACUAUGGGAGAAGUACAAAGUCAUACAAGACCCUCAUACUUCUUUCAGAAUUCAUAUCUACGCAAACAAAGUUCAAAUUGUAAAAAGUCAAGCUUGA